Messenger RNA from Pogonomyrmex barbatus (red harvester ant), 3358 nucleotides. RefSeq names its product GPI ethanolamine phosphate transferase 1. Gene Ontology annotation, molecular function: mannose-ethanolamine phosphotransferase activity. The record is from RefSeq and is a predicted model, not a curated record. Gene Ontology annotation, biological process: GPI anchor biosynthetic process. Gene Ontology annotation, cellular component: endoplasmic reticulum membrane. NCBI's taxonomy places the organism in Eukaryota, Metazoa, Arthropoda, Insecta, Hymenoptera, Formicidae.
UAUUUUAUAUAUAUAUUUUAUAUUUAAAAUUUUAAUAUGUGUAGUUCUUAUCUUACAGAAAAAUCGAGAUAAAGAGAUGCACAAAAUGUAUAAAGCGCGAUUAAAGGAACACAGAUAUCGUAUUUUUAUCCGAUACUUUAAAUCAAUAUACAUUCGUCCACUAAACUAAUACCACGUGUAUUAUGUUGUCUUAUGUCAAAUCGCGUGGAUUACAAUCUUAUUAUUAUUAAGAAUGUUUAUGAAGAGGAGAAGAUUCAAUACCGUAGAUUAUGAAUCAACAGAUCCAGGAAAGUAUAAGAAGCAGUGGAUCGAGAUGGGCAGUAAUUAUCUCUUCGUUUUAUUGGGAUUAACUGUGCAUUUGAUUCUGUUAUGGGGUGUGUUAGACGUUAAUUUUCACUCGCCUAUUAUAAAAGGACUGCCAGUCGUAUCGGCGCCAAGUGGGGCGCCAGCUAAAAGACUGCUGCUUUUCGUGGCGGAUGGCUUGAGAUUUCAGACAUUCAUGGAAAAACCACCGCCUUAUCUCAGGUAUACAAUGAAAAAUAAGGGUGUUUGGGGAAUAUCUCACACAAGAGUGCCUACAGAAUCUAGACCAGGACAUGUUGCAAUUGCUGCUGGGUUAUAUGAGGAUCCCAGUGCUAUCUUCAAAGGAUGGCAGGAAAAUCCAGUGGAUUUUGACUCUGUCUUUAAUCAGAGCUAUGCUACUUGGGCUUGGGGCAGUCCAGAUAUAAUUCCGUUGUUUACAAAAGGUAGCAAACAAAAUGUUCAUGGACAGAGUUAUCCAUCCACUUGGCAGGAUUUUGAUGCCAAUUUGGGUAAUCAGACAACACGCUUGGACUCUUGGGUGUUUGAUGCUUAUUUAGAAUGGUUGCAGUCCUCAUCCGAAGCAGUGAGAAAUCAAAAUGGAAUAAUUUUUUUCCUUCAUUUGCUUGCAUGUGAUACUCUGGGACAUGCUAAAAAACCACAUUCUAGAGAGUAUGUAGAAAAUAUGAACUAUGUUGAUCAGAGAAUUGAAGAGGUUGUGAACAUGACGGAAUACAUUUUUGGAAAAGACACAACCGCUUAUGUAUUCACAGCGGAUCAUGGAAUGACCAAUUGGGGAUCUCAUGGAAGUGGCUUGCCAUCAGAAACUGAAACGCCGUUAAUCGUUUGGGGAGCAGGAGUCAAAUCAUCUGGUUUUCGUCAAGAUGUUGAACAAGCGAGUAUAACUCCUUUGAUAGCAUCUCUAAUAGGAAUUCCUAUUCCUACAAAUAAUGAAGGUACAUUACCAUGGCAGUAUUUCGACAUGGGUUAUCACAGAUAUGUUGCACAUUCUUUACUUAGCAAUGUAAAGCAACUUAUGCACCAAGUAACUGAAAAUCGUGCAAUAAAUUGUGAAAGUAAUAUCGACUGGCGAGAGACGCAGUUAAAUGACAAAAUUCGUAAAGCCGUAAAACAUGUUAGGGAAGGAAAUGUGAUGGCAGGAAUUCAAAAGGCUGAUGAAGCAAUUAAUUUUAGCAAAGAAGCCUUAUUAUACUUCAGACAAUACCAACGUAUACGAUUUUUAGUAUACUUGUCGAUAAUGUGGAUUGGCUGGAUAAUUAUGUUAUUCUUAAAAAUAACUGGAGUGAAGCAUCGACACGUACAGACUUCUGUAUUGCUAUUAGUAAAUAUUGGAUUUGCAAGUUUACUGAUAAUAAUGUUUAUUAGACAUAUAACAUCCGAUUGCAGUAACUGGAGAUUACCGUGCUAUGCGUCCUUCGCUAUAAUAUCUGUCUGGCUUACCGUUGUUACUGUAAUCACAUCGACUCCUGUAUUCAUAGAAAGAAGCACGGGAGAAUUAUUCAUAGACAUUGGUGGCACACUAUUUUUACUAAUAAUAUCAUUCGUUGGACUGACAUAUAGGUUUGCUUUCAGCAUAGGAAUAUUGUCUCUUAUAUUGAUACAAGUGGCAAAAUCAAAAGAUACUCCAGCUUCUAUGGUAUGGACAUCAAUCGCACUAUGUGUGUUUUUAUUAUUGCCUGUUGUGGAACCAUACCCACGCAUUUACAUUGUGAUAAUUAGCAUAUGUGUAGCAAUAGCCAUAGUGAUCGUCAAUACGUCGCAAAGCGAUAUAUUCCAAAGAAUAAUAGAAAUUCUACGUUUGAUCAUUACAAGUCUUAUAUAUUUAGAAUUUAUUGAUGGUCGAAACUGGAUAUCAUGGAUUAUCCUACUGACUACACCAUUGAGCAUUUGGUUUUAUCCAAUAGAAACGACGAAAAGAAUGCUGGGUGUAAUGCUUGGAUUUUUCUGCCCUCUUGCGUUAUUAUCGGCAUCUUAUGAACCUCUUUUCUUUGUAACACUUACAAUCAAUCUAAUUUGUUGGUUGCAAGCUAUUCGAAGCUCAAAGAAUUCAGAAGAAGACGACACGGGAGACUUGAUCAAAGCGGCGUUUUUUAUGUUGUACGUAUUAUUGUCUUUCUUCGGCACAGGAAAUAUGGCGAGCAUUAGCUCGUUCGAUCCAUCUUGGACGCGCCACUUUGUCACCGUUUUUUCCCCAUUUUUAAUGACAUCCUUAAUAAUUUUUAAACUUAGCAUUCCUUUGAUAAUAGUGGGAUGCAUAAGCUACUCUUUAGAAUCACAAGACUAUAAGAAGCCUAUCUCUUUAGCCGUUCUCUUUUUAGGCGAUUGUUUGUCGCUGCCUGUAAUGUAUUGUGUCACACCAUAUGGCAGUUGGCUUGACAUCGGUAGUGCUAUCAGUAAAUUCAUUAUCGUUAUUUCUCUUCCCUGUCUUUUUGUACUGUUACGAUAUCUUUCGCGUCCACUUAUGAAAUUGAACUUGGAACGAUUUCGAGUUAAUCUGCUGUCUCAAAAAACACAUAUCGUGUAGAUUUCUUAGACAUAUAAAGUUAUUUAAAAAAAUUUAUAAAAAAUUAUUAAAUUAUUAAUUUCUAUUGAAAUUAUUUUUUGACAAGGCAUUUUAUCUUAGAAAAAUAAGCAUAUUUAAGACCAAUAAAAAUAAAUAUACCAAAGUAUAAAUAUUUAAUAUGUGAAAUUUAAAUGACAUGAACAAAAUAUUAUUUAAUUUUACUUAAACUUAAUAGCGACUAAGAUUGUUAGGAGGAAAUUGCCAACAGGCAAAACAUUCAUGUUUGUCAUUGUCAUUUGAAAUGUGUAUUUAACUAAAAAAUUGAAUAAGUGCAUCUUAGUGUAUGUAUAUAUAUUCGAAUGAGAUCUACAUUCUCUUGUGUAAUCUACAUUCUCUUGUGUAUUUGUAUUACAUAAAAAUAGAUAAUUAUUCUAAUUGGAAAAUAUGCAAUUAUUCAUAGUGUUACCAUUAAUACAGUGUCUAUCAAUCACUCAUGUAACAUGUAAACAUGAAAUAUAAAAGUCAUUUUUAAGC